AUGGUCUAUCUGUUUUGUAGGUAUGACCUGGUUUCUAGGGAGUGGCUUCCACUAAACCAUUCUGUGAACAACGUGGUUGUUAGAUAUGGUCACUCUUUGGCGUUAUAUAAGGAUAAAAUCUAUAUGUAUGGAGGAAAAAUCGACUCAACAGGAAAUGUGACUAAUGAAUUGAGAGUAUUUCAUAUUCAUAAUGAAUCAUGGGUAUUGAUAACCCCUAAAGCAAAGGAGCAAUAUGCAGUGGUUGGACACUCAGCACACAUUGUUACACUGAAAACUGGCCGUGUGGUUAUGCUGGUUAUCUUUGGUCACUGCCCACUGUAUGGAUAUAUAAGCAUUGUGCAGGAAUAUGAUUUAGAUAAGAACACGUGGAGUAUAUUACACACUCAGGGUGCUCUUGUGCAAGGGGGCUAUGGCCACAGCAGCGUUUAUGAUCACAAGACCAAGGCCCUGUAUGUUCAUGGUGGCUACAAAGCCUUCAGUGCCAAUAAAUACCGGCUUGCAGAUGACCUCUACAGAUAUGAUGUGGAUGUCCAGAUGUGGACCAUUCUUAAGGACAGCCGAUUUUUCCGUUACUUGCAUACAGCUGUGAUAGUGAGUGGAACCAUGUUGGUGUUUGGAGGAAAUACACACAAUGACACGUCAAUGAGCCAUGGUGCUAAAUGCUUCUCUUCAGAUUUCAUGGCUUAUGACAUUGCUUGCGACCGAUGGUCAGUGCUUCCCAGACCUGAUCUUCACCAUGAUGUCAACAGAUUUGGUCAUUCCGCAGUCUUGCACAACAGCACCAUGUAUGUGUUUGGUGGUUUCAACAGUCUCCUCCUCAGUGACGUCUUAGUGUUUACCUCGGAGCAGUGUGAGGCGCACCUGAGUGAAGCCGCUUGUGUGGCAGCAGGACCUGGUAUCCGGUGUCUGUGGGACUCGGGGUCAUCGCAGUGCACCUCCUGGGAGCUGACAACUGAAGAACAAGCAGAACAGUUAAAAUCGGAAUGCUUUUCCAGAAGAACCCUUGAUCAUGACAGAUGUGACCAGCACACAGAUUGUUACAGCUGCACAGCCAAUACCAACGACUGCCACUGGUGCAAUGAUCACUGUGUCCCUAUGAACCACAGCUGCACAGAGGGCCAGAUCUCCAUUUCCAAGUAUGAUAAUUGCCCCAAGGAUAACCCCAUGUAUUACUGCAAUAAGAAAACCAGCUGUAGGAGCUGUGCCCUGGACCAGAACUGCCAGUGGGAGCCCCGGAAUCAGGAGUGCAUUGCCUUGCCUGAAAAUAUCUGUGGCAUUGGCUGGCAUUUGGUUGGAAACUCGUGUUUAAAAAUUACUACUGCUAAGGAGAAUUAUGACAAUGCCAAAUUGUCCUGUAGAAACCACAAUGCUUUUUUGGCUUCUCUCACAACUCAGAAGAAGGUGGAAUUUGUCCUCAAGCAGCUGCGAGUAAUGCAGUCAACACAGAGCAUGUCCAAGCUCACCUUAACUCCAUGGGUUGGUCUUCGGAAGAUCAAUGUGUCUUACUGGUGCUGGGAAGAUAUGUCUCCAUUUACAAAUAGUUUACUGCAAUGGAUGCCAUCUGAGCCCAGUGAUGCAGGCUUCUGUGGAAUCUUGUCAGAGCCCAGUACUCGGGGAUUGAAGGCUGCAACCUGCAUCAACCCACUCAAUGGCAGUGUUUGUGAAAGGCCUGCAAACCACAGUGCCAAGCAGUGUCGGACACCAUGUGCCCUGCGGACAGCGUGUGGUGAGUGCACCAGCAGCAGCUCUGAGUGUAUGUGGUGCAGCAACAUGAAGCAGUGUGUUGACUCCAAUGCCUAUGUGGCUUCCUUCCCUUUCGGCCAAUGUAUGGAGUGGUAUACAAUGAGCAGCUGCCCGCCUGAAAAUUGUUCAGGCUACUGUACCUGCAGCCAUUGCUUGGAGCAGCCAGGCUGUGGCUGGUGUACUGAUCCUAGCAAUACUGGGAAAGGGAAAUGCAUCGAGGGUAGCUAUAAAGGACCAGUGAAGAUGCCUUCACAGGCCUCUACAGGAAAUGCAUAUCCACAGCCCCUUCUGAAUGCCAGCAUGUGUCUAGAGGACAGCAGAUACAACUGGUCUUUCAUUCACUGUCCAGCUUGUCAGUGCAAUGGACACAGCAAAUGCAUCAACCAGAGUAUCUGUGAAAAGUGUGAGAACCUGACCACAGGCAAGCACUGUGAGACCUGUAUAUCUGGCUUCUAUGGUGAUCCGACUAAUGGAGGCAAAUGUCAGCCAUGCAAAUGCAACGGGCAUGCCUCACUGUGUAAUACCAACACUGGGAAGUGCUUCUGCACCACCAAGGGUGUCAAGGGGGAUGAGUGCCAGCUAUGUGAGGUGGAAAAUCGGUAUCAGGGAAACCCUCUCAAAGGAACAUGUUAUUAUACUCUUCUCAUUGACUAUCAGUUCACUUUUAGCCUGUCACAGGAAGAUGACCGCUAUUACACAGCCAUCAAUUUUGUGGCUACUCCUGAUGAACAAAACAGGGAUUUGGACAUGUUCAUCAAUGCCUCCAAAAACUUCAACCUCAAUAUCACGUGGGCUGCCAGCUUCUCAGCUGGAACCCAGGCUGGAGAAGAGAUGCCUGUUGUUUCAAAAACCAACAUCAAGGAAUACAAAGAUAGCUUCUCUAAUGAGAAAUUUGAUUUUCGCAACCAUCCAAACAUUACGUUCUUUGUUUAUGUCAGUAAUUUCACCUGGCCCAUCAAAAUUCAGAUUGCCUUCUCCCAGCACAGCAAUUUUAUGGACCUGGUACAGUUCUUCGUGACUUUCUUCAGUUGUUUCCUCUCUUUGCUCUUGGUGGCUGCUGUGGUUUGGAAGAUCAAGCAAAGUUGUUGGGCAUCCAGACGUAGAGAGCAACUUCUUCGGGAAAUGCAACAGAUGGCCAGCCGUCCCUUUGCCUCCGUAAAUGUUGCCCUGGAAACAGAUGAAGAGCCGCCUGAUCUUAUUGGGGGAAGUAUAAAGACUGUUCCCAAGCCCAUUGCCCUGGAGCCCUGCUUUGGUAACAAAGCUGCUGUCCUGUCUGUAUUUGUGAGGCUCCCUCGAGGACUGGGUGGAAUCCCUCCUCCUGGGCAGUCAG
Messenger RNA from Nannospalax galili (Upper Galilee mountains blind mole rat), 3073 nucleotides. Its product is annotated as attractin. Gene Ontology annotation, molecular function: protein binding. Lineage: Eukaryota; Metazoa; Chordata; Mammalia; Rodentia; Spalacidae. Gene Ontology annotation, cellular component: Golgi apparatus. The record is from RefSeq and is a predicted model, not a curated record.